This is a messenger RNA of Drosophila simulans, 1329 nucleotides long. RefSeq names its product ras-related and estrogen-regulated growth inhibitor. Bases 648 to 1271 code for a protein of 207 amino acids. The record is from RefSeq and is a predicted model, not a curated record. Lineage: Eukaryota; Metazoa; Arthropoda; Insecta; Diptera; Drosophilidae. The transcript has 3 exons. Gene Ontology annotation, molecular function: GTP binding; GTPase activity.
CCGGCGUAGCACAGAUUCCGCCGCUCUUUCUUUUCAGUAGAAAUCAGUUGGCCGCGCAAAUCGCACGGAUGCGGGCGGGCUAAAAUCCAAGAGAUACAAUCCCAACAAAAAAAAAAAAAGGAAAAUAAGCAGAGAUCAGUCAGAGAGAAAGAGAAAAGGUGGAAAAGACAUACUCCAAAUCAGAUCGAAUCGUGGCGGACUGAGAUAUACGCAAAAUUGAUGGUUUAAAUAAAUAAAUAAAUGAGUUUUCGGUGCGCGUCGAAAGUGCAGUGCGCGAUUUCUGUAUCAGUAUCCACAAUAAUAAUGCCCAAAAGCAUAAGACAAAAAUCCGAAAAAAUAUUUCGAAUAUAACCUGCAGCCAGCGGCAGCAAAAAACUCAUUAAUUUUCCAAAUUUCACCCAAAACAAAAAAUCAAACAAAUGAACGUAUCUCACGGAUGCGAAAUUCGGUGUGCGGCUGUAAUUUUAAACGCAUUUCUUGCGCUUGUUUUGACAUUGAAAUGAAACAACAAUAACAAUCGGAUAAUUGAAACGGAGAAAACCCACGCCAACGGAUAUACACCUGCCGUGAAAACAAAAAUUUAAGUUACAAAAACAAAUCUAUCUAACUAAAUCAAGGAGCUUGGAGAACUCAGGGAUUGCGAUAAGAUGACCACGCGUGGAAUUCGGCGCAAGAAGUCCACAUUGACGGAGUUGAAAAUCGCCGUGAUCGGAGCGCCCAGUGUUGGCAAAAGCGCCCUAAUUGUGCGUUUCUUGACAAAGCGUUACAUCGGGGAGUACGAUCAUCAGACUGAAAAUCGCUACAAGCACGAGGCAAUGGUGGAUGGCGAACCGGUGCUCUUCGAAAUACUAGACACAUGUCCCAAGGCUGAAGACGAAUACCCCAAUGCAGCUGAGCUCGUUCAGUGGGCCGAUGGCCUACUGCUGGUCUACUCGAUAACAGAUCGCAAGAGUUUCAACUAUAUACGCCGUGCCAAAUCCGAUCUUCAGUCCGAUACACCCGUCCAACUUUGUGCCAAUAAAGUGGACAUGGUGCACCUGCGCCAGGUGAGCCGCGACGAGGGCGAAAUCCUGGCCAAGGACUUUGAGUGCAAGUUCAGCGAGGUCUCCGCCGCCGACCACGUCGACCAGGUGGCCGAGGUUUUCAACGAGCUGUGCAAGGAGGUGCUGGCCUCUAAGCGCAAGUCCAAGCAGAGUCUGCUGGAAAGGAUGCUCGGCGGAGCACGACCCUACAGCCGAGGGAAGAGCGACAGCAAUUUGCCAAAAGACUGAUAGCGGUGAUGGGAUUUUUAUGUAAAUAAAUGUACAUUUUUCUAUAAAUCAAACGGAA